Lachancea fermentati is the source of this 1149-nucleotide messenger RNA. NCBI's taxonomy places the organism in Eukaryota, Fungi, Ascomycota, Saccharomycetes, Saccharomycetales, Saccharomycetaceae. The record is from the annotation of a GenBank genome assembly.
AUGCUCAAAUCCUCAAUUAUCCGUUGCACAAAAGCUGCUUGUCGAAGCUCUACCGUAUGUUGGCAACCAAAGGUGGUUGGUAUCACUUCGGUGAGAUUCAGUUCAUCAAACGCGGGGAAACCUAAUUUGUCCGAGAUCCAGACCCAAUUACCUUCUUUUGAUGAAUUAUCAAAUUCAGAUGCUGCUACUUCCUUAUUGGAUCAAUCUUCUCAACUCGUGGGCGAAGCAUCCAACCAUAUAGGUUAUUUGAGCAGUUUGGGACUUGCCAAAUCCUGGUGGUGGCCUCCUGACUUGAUUCAAAAUGUGCUAGAGCAUAUUCACGUUUACGCGGGCUUGCCCUGGUGGGGAACCAUUGUAGCAACUACUGUAUUAGUGCGUCUUGCAAUGUUCCCACUUUACGUAAAAUCUUCUGAUACUAUGGCCCGUAAUUCUAAAAUUAAACCGGAAUUAGAUAAGAUCAAUGCAGAUCUGAUGAGUGCAACUGAUUUGGUGGAAGGACAAAAGGUUGCAAUGCGGAGAAAGAAACUUUUAGCAGAUAAUGGUAUCAAAAACAGAUACCUUGCGGCUCCGAUGCUUCAAAUUCCUGUCGCACUUGGUUUUUUUUCCGGUAUCAGAGAAAUGGCUAAUAUUCCCGUCGAUGGUUUCACAAACCAAGGUUUAGCUUGGUUCCAUGACCUCUCUCUAGCUGAUCCAUAUCUGGGUCUACAAAUAAUAACUGCCUCAGUUUUUAUCUCCUUCACAAGAUUAGGAGGAGAAACGGGAGCUCAGCAAUUUUCUCCUCAAAUGAAGAAGGUUUUCACAGUCUUACCAUUGUUGUCAAUUCCAGCUACUAUGAACCUCUCAUCGGCCGUGGUAUUGUAUUUCGCAGUCAAUGGUGCUUGUUCUGUCGUACAAACUCUGUUACUCAGAAAUAAGUGGGUGAGAAAGAAGUUGAACAUAGCUGAUGUUAUUAAACAUUCGCCUACCACAACAGGACCUCAGAAGGGAAUUAUCGAGACCUUCAGAGAAAACAUGGCUAAGGCAAGAGAACAGGCUGAAAGAAGACAAUUAAUGCAAGAAAAUGAGAAAAAGAUGCAAGAAAUUGCAAAGGAACAAAAAACCAACUCUGCAAUCAAAAUUGUCCGUAAAUCCACCCUAACCAAAAAAUAG